CCUUCUUCCUUUUGCCUCACGUGGACGCAAGCGCGACAAGCAACAACACAAGAGCAGCACGCUGCACAUUGCCACCAGCCGUCGCUGUCUCCUCCUGUCUGCUUGUAGUUUGUUGUUGCUGUUGCUGUUGUUGUUGUUGUACAGCCAGGAACCCCUUCUCCCAUCCCGUCGCGUCGCGUCGCGCCCUGUCCCUGCAACAACACACCCACGCGUGAAGCGGAAGCAGGUCGUCUUCUCCUCCCCCCCCCUACCCGCAGAACACAAACCGCCAACAUGGGUGAUGAUACCGCACAUGACCUUUCACACGCCACCGGCGCCGCGUCCCCGACUGGCUUUGGCCAGCCCACCAGCUUUGGCGGCUACCAGCCCUUCGACCCACAAGCCAUGAUGACACAAGCGUACCAGUCCCCCUACCUCGCACUUGGCAAUGAGGCACAGACGCUGAACCAGCCCGACUUUCUGUUCCCGAGCAGCGCGGAGAAGUCACGGUCACUGCUCGAGCGCAUGUCGUACAGCACCGGUGUCUCGUACCUGGCAGGUACCAUUGGUGGUGGCUUGUAUGGUGUUGUUGAAGGUUUGAGGCACCCUGCUGCUACCAGCAACCGGUUAAGGGUGACCACCGUUCUCAAUGCCGUCGGCAAGCGCGGUCCUUUCCUCGGAAACACCCUCGCCGUCCUCUCUGUCAUGUUCCACUCCAUCAACGGUGGUAUCAUCAAGGCGAGAGGCGAAAAGGACGACAUUGUUAACGACGUCGCUGCUGCAGUCGCAACAGGCACCCUCUUCCGCAUCACCUCUGGUCCACGCGCGGCGGCGUUUGGUGGCUUGACGGGCGCCGGCCUUGCAGCCGCUGUGUAUGUGGUCAAGACGUUCCUCAACAGAGAAGAGUCGACAGAGGUCGGCAAACACGAGGAGAAGGAAUACAGCGACUAGCUCCCCGGCUUGCUCGUUAGCUGGCUGUAGCAUUUUCAGCGCGUCGGCGAUUAUGUAGUGGUGCGACUGGUUGGUUCAGUUUUUGCGUCUGUGUAAGUUGGUGUUCGUUGUUGCUGCUGCUGCUGCUGUUGUUCUUCGUGCCUUUUAACCCCCCCCCCCCUCCAUUUCUUUCUCGUUUCUCUCUCUCUCUCCUUCUCAACGUGAUGCUUGGGCUUGUCUGUUUCGUUGCCCGCUUCUCAACCAAUCAACGCCUCGUCUCUCCAGUCCCCCCCCCACCUUUCCUGUUCCUCUAUGACCGAGAUAGCUCAGGUUGUUUGUGUGUGUGUGUGUCUGAGUGUGUGUGUGUUGUGCUUUGCUGACAUACGUGAACAACUUUGUGUUGCUUCCUGUUGUGGUUGUCGUUGUUGUUUGACAUGACGUGAAAUACACAUGACACAUAAACAACGGUGUG
This is a messenger RNA of Salpingoeca rosetta, 1381 nucleotides long. RefSeq lists its product as uncharacterized. Gene Ontology annotation, molecular function: transmembrane protein transporter activity. The record is from RefSeq and is a predicted model, not a curated record. Lineage: Eukaryota; Choanoflagellata; Craspedida; Salpingoecidae. The transcript has 6 exons. Bases 274 to 930 code for a protein of 218 amino acids. Gene Ontology annotation, cellular component: TIM23 mitochondrial import inner membrane translocase complex; mitochondrial inner membrane. Gene Ontology annotation, biological process: protein import into mitochondrial matrix.